This is a messenger RNA of Glycine soja, 1758 nucleotides long. RefSeq names its product importin subunit alpha-4-like. NCBI's taxonomy places the organism in Eukaryota, Viridiplantae, Streptophyta, Magnoliopsida, Fabales, Fabaceae. Gene Ontology annotation, cellular component: nucleus; cytoplasm. The record is from RefSeq and is a predicted model, not a curated record. Gene Ontology annotation, molecular function: nuclear import signal receptor activity; protein binding. Bases 1 to 1524 code for a protein of 507 amino acids. Gene Ontology annotation, biological process: NLS-bearing protein import into nucleus. The transcript has 10 exons.
AUGUCUGAGCGAACUGGUUCUGGUUCUGGUUCUGACAGGACGAAGAGAAGCAAUACGAGUGGAGUUGAGCCACACGAGAGUCGGAGAAGGAAAGAAGAGAACCUGAUCGGCGUCAGAAGACAAAAACGUGCCCGUUUACGCUAUCCGGCUUUGACAGCUAUUCCCAAGUUGCUACAAUCUCUAUGUUCUGAGUACCCUGCCUUAGAAUCGCAGAUAACUUCUCACUUAAAUACUCUGUUAGCACUUGAUGAUCAAAUCCCUCUGAUUGAUGAUGUCCUUAAGGAUGUUGUUCUCCCUCGCUUUGUCAAGUUCUUGGAUGACGAGAAAGAACCCCAAUUUCAGUUAGAAGCUCUAUGGGUUCUAACCAAUUUUGCGGAAGCAUCAUCCAAACACACAAAAGUUGUCCUUGAAGUUGGUGUCAUUCCCCGCAUUGUGAGCAUUCUCAAGUAUAACAGCGAAGUAGAAAUCCUAGAACAGGCGAUAUACGCUUUAGGGCUCAUUGCCGAUUAUUCCCCGAGCUAUAGGGAUCGUGCUCUUAGCAAUGGUUCUCUUCGACCACUAUUAUCUCUGGUGGAAUCACUUCCAGGAUCGUCUAUGUUGAUUGCAAGGACACUUUGUAGUUUGGUCCAAGGAAAGCCUCCGGUGAAUUUUCAACGGGUAAAGAAUGCCUUGCCUGUCCUUCAGAAACUCAUCCACACGGCCAAUGAAGAAGUUGUAUCAGAUGCAUGCUGGGCUCUCUAUCACCUUUCGGAAGGCCCAGAAGACCAAAUUCAAGCUAUUAUUGAGGCAGGAGUAUGCCCAAAACUUGUGGAGCUUCUACAGCAUUCAUCAGUUGCAGUAAUUUCACCUGCGCUUCAGACUCUAGGAAAUAUUGUUACUGGUGACAAUGCUCAGAAACAGAUUGUAGUUGAUAACCAAGUGCUCCCGGGUCUUUACCAACUUCUUAUGCGUGGAAACAGAAAAAGCAUCCGUAUAGAAGCUUGUUUGGCAAUCUCAAAUAUCACUUCUGGGAACGAAGCUCAAAUAGAGGCUGUCCUUAAGGCCAAUAUUAUACCUCAACUGGUUCAAAUUCUUCAACAAGAUGAGUUAGACAUCAAGUCGGAGGCUGCCUGGGCGAUCUAUAAUGCCACUGCUGGAGGAUCUCACGACAAUAUCAGGUUGCUGGCGGAUCAAGGUUGCAUUAAGGCACUAUGUGAUAUCUUGACCUGUCCAGACCUAACGGUUGUAUCAGUUAGUCUGGAGGGGCUGGAGAACAUUUUGAAGGUCGUGGGAGAAGCUGCCAAGGAAAUGGUUUGUGGAUGUGAAGGAUUGGAUAAGAUUCAAAAUUUGCUGACACUGACAAUGGAAUGCGAUGAGAACGAAGAUGAUGAGAACGAAGAUGAGAACGAGCACGAAGAGAAGCUAGAGGUUUUUGAGAUAGCGCAUAGGAUUUUGAAGACGUUUUGGCCAGAGCUUGGUUUGGAAGAAAAUGAACUCGAGAAUCCGUUGGAUGGUAGUCUACCUUUCGAGGUAACCAAUACCUGACCAGUGACAACCCCCCAAGUGGUUUUAAUUUGGGAUCAUAGCUAGUAAAGAUUACAUCUGUUAAUAACCCAGGUUUUCAUAUUUUUUCCAUUUUUUCAGUUAUCUGUUGUUUACUCAGCCAUGCAUGGCUCAGGAUUAUUUUUUUGUCUUGAAAAUGUGGGAUACUUGUUUGGCAUAUUACCAAAAGUUGUUAACCGGUUACAUGAUAAUACAGUCAGUUUUACUUGUUAAAUG